This is a messenger RNA of Aspergillus japonicus CBS 114.51, 789 nucleotides long. RefSeq lists its product as uncharacterized. The transcript has 4 exons. The coding region runs from base 1 to 789 and encodes 262 amino acids. NCBI's taxonomy places the organism in Eukaryota, Fungi, Ascomycota, Eurotiomycetes, Eurotiales, Aspergillaceae. The record is from RefSeq and is a predicted model, not a curated record.
AUGGCCGAACUACUCGAGCCCGUCAUUCUCGGGGAUAAUAUUCAGCUUCGGAAGCACCUUAUAAGCCCUCAUGGCGCCAAAUGGCCACAUGCAUCGGUCAUGGACAACGAUGAGCACGCGCGGGCCUGGACCAAGGUUACCAGUGCCGUGCACGACCGGGGGGGGAGAUCUUCUUCCAGCCUUGGGCGAAUUCAGAAUGGGAACAUGCCGAUGCUAAAAGACAACGGAUACCUGGUCCAUGCGCCCUCCAAGAUUGCUGCGAAGAAAGGCAAAUUGCGCACAAUAGAAGGAACUCCAGGUCACACCCACAACAUUGUCGAGAUCGACAACCCGGAACCCUUUGUGGUGCAAUACCGCCACUCGGUCACCCUGGCAAAAGAGGCUGGUUUUGAUGGCAUCGAACUGUUAUCUCAGGGGGGGCUUGCGGUCAGUUGGAAUCAAGAUUCGGCACCGGAUGACUACAACGACACUGCUGUCUCCUACCAGGGGUUGAGCAAGACGUAUACGUACUACAUAGAGGAGCUGAUGCGCCGUGACCUUGCCUUCAUCAAUUUAUCCCGACGCGGCUGCGACGUCGGACGGGAGACCGAUGAAUAUUUUGAGUCACCGCCGAGGCCACAAGGCAAAAAAUUGGCGCCAAAGUACGACCCCUUCCUUCAAUGCGGGCCCAUGGUCAGGUUUCCCGGAAGUCAGACAAUGCUGAUGGUCAACCAUGAGUACACGAUGGAGGAAGCGAGUGCUCUGAUCGAAACUGGCCGCUUUAUCGGUACUGUGGUGAUCUUCAAGUAG